This is a messenger RNA of Nymphaea colorata (pocket water lily), 2359 nucleotides long. RefSeq names its product ATP-citrate synthase beta chain protein 1. Gene Ontology annotation, biological process: acetyl-CoA biosynthetic process; fatty acid biosynthetic process; tricarboxylic acid cycle. The record is from RefSeq and is a predicted model, not a curated record. Gene Ontology annotation, molecular function: ATP citrate synthase activity. Gene Ontology annotation, cellular component: cytosol. The transcript has 18 exons. The coding region runs from base 317 to 2143 and encodes 608 amino acids. NCBI's taxonomy places the organism in Eukaryota, Viridiplantae, Streptophyta, Magnoliopsida, Nymphaeales, Nymphaeaceae.
CGUGACAUCCCUUCUCCCUCCUCCCUCUCUGUCUGUCUUCCUCCUUCCUCUCAUCACAACCACCAGCGCGGAAGGACUCUCUUGGAUCGUCAUCUCACCAUUCUCCUGCUUAUAAAUAUCGCCCACCAUUCCCCAUUCUCUUGUCCUCUCCAGUGACUUCCUUCCUCUUUCUCGUCGUCGUCUCUCUUUCUGGCGCUGCAGUGUCUCGGAGAUCUGAGAUCCUAAAUCUGAGAGGAGGAGCAGUGGACUGGUGCAGAUUCUUGUACCUUUUCUUAUGCCUUCCCUGGGUUGUCUAUGCUAAAGGCCAUUUGACAGGAUGGCAACUGGGCAACUGUUCUCCAAAAAUACACAAGCUCUCUUUUACAACUAUAAACAGCUUCCUAUUCAGCGGAUGCUUGAUUUCGACUUCCUUUGCGGAAGAGAAACUCCAUCUGUUGCUGGCAUCAUAAAUCCUGGUGCUGAGGGAUUUCAGAAACUAUUCUUUGGUCAAGAGGAAAUUGCGAUUCCCGUCCAUGGAGGCAUUGAAGCAGCAUGUAGCGCACACCCAACUGCUGAUGUUUUCAUCAACUUUGCAUCCUUUAGAAGUGCUGCUGCUUCCUCUUUUGCUGCUCUCAAACAGCCUACGAUCAGGGUUGUGGCUAUAAUUGCUGAAGGUGUUCCUGAAGCUGAUACUAAGCAGUUGAUUGCUUAUGCCAGGGCUAACAAUAAGGUGGUCAUUGGUCCUGCUACUGUUGGUGGUAUUCAGGCAGGUGCUUUUAGGAUAGGAGAUACUGCCGGUACAAUCGACAACAUUAUUCAUUGCAAGCUUUAUCGGCCUGGAUCUGUUGGAUUUGUUUCCAAAUCUGGUGGGAUGUCAAAUGAAAUGUACAAUACGAUUGCACGUGUCACAGAUGGAAUUUAUGAAGGCAUAGCAAUUGGUGGAGAUGUAUUCCCAGGCUCAACACUGUCUGAUCAUGUCCUGCGGUUUAAUAACAUUCCUCAGGUCAAAAUGAUGGUGGUUCUUGGUGAACUUGGUGGACGAGAUGAAUACUCCCUUGUUGAAGCUUUAAAGCAAGGAAAAAUCAAUAAGCCAGUUGUGGCCUGGGUCAGCGGAACCUGUGCAACUCUUUUCAAGUCGGAGGUGCAAUUUGGUCAUGCAGGUGCUAAAAGUGGGGGAGAAUUGGAAUCUGCUCAAGCAAAGAAUCAAGCAUUGAAGGAAGCAGGUGCAGUGGUACCAACUUCCUAUGAGGCAUUUGAGGGUGCUAUUAAAGAGACAUUCCAAAAGCUUGUUGACGAAGGAAAGAUUACUCCAGUAACUGAGUUUAAGCCACCUCCUAUUCCAGAGGAUCUAAGUACAGCAAUAAAGAGUGGAAAAGUUCGUGCACCAACUCAUAUUAUCUCCACAAUCUCUGAUGACAGAGGUGAGGAGCCAUGUUAUGCUGGUGUGCCAAUGUCAACUAUUGUGGAACGAGGCUAUGGUAUUGGUGAUGUCAUCUCACUUCUUUGGUUCAAACGUAGUCUUCCCAGAUACUGCACACAGUUUAUUGAGAUUUGCGUCAUGCUAUGUGCUGAUCAUGGUCCUUGUGUCUCUGGAGCUCACAAUGCAAUAGUUACUGCACGGGCUGGAAAAGACCUAGUCUCAAGUCUUGUUUCUGGCUUGCUUACCAUUGGUCCACGGUUUGGUGGUGCUAUUGAUGAUGCUGCUCGGUACUUUAAAGAUGCAUAUGAUAAGGGCCUUACUCCUUAUGAGUUUGUUGAAGGAAUGAAAAAGAAAGGUAUUCGAGUUCCUGGCAUUGGUCACAGAAUUAAGCGGGGAGACAACAGAGACAAAAGGGUGGAGCUGCUUCAGAAAUAUGCUCACACGCAUUUUCCAUCUGUGAAGUACAUGGACUAUGCGGUGCAAGUAGAGAAAUAUACCCUGUCAAAGGCUAACAAUCUGGUUCUCAACGUUGAUGGAGCUAUUGGAUCACUUUUCCUGGAUCUUCUUUCUGGUAGUGGAAUGUUCAACAAGCAAGAAAUUGAUGAGAUCGUGGAAAUUGGUUAUCUAAAUGGACUGUUUGUUCUGGCACGUUCAGUUGGCCUGAUUGGGCAUACAUUUGAUCAGAAGAGGUUGAAACAGCCGCUGUAUCGCCAUCCAUGGGAAGACGUUCUAUACACGAAGUAACAACAGAAUUUUGCUGCUUCUGCUGUUGCUACUGAUUUACCUUGCUACUGUUUGUUUCUUGCCAUUGGAUUUUUCUAUCGUUCCUGCUGCAUGAGAAGCAUAUUUACCGAGAUCUGUCUUAAAGCGGAACAGGAUUUUUUUUUUCUCCUGCUGCCAAUGCAUUUAGGCUGUUGUACGAAGACAAUCAUUUUAAGCAAAAAAAAAUGUGGUAACUAA